ACUAUUCUCGCGAGAUGUAGCGGCACCAUACAGCAACGAUAUGGUCCUGACAACCGGUUUUAAAGCAUUUUAUCGUGUAGAUGUUGUCUCUUAGUGAUGAAGGGAUUUGCGCAGAUUUGAAUAUGUAAGGCGAAACAAUACAGUAUUGUUGCUAUCACGUGAAAAGUCUAAAUUACUUAGAUAGAAGAGACAUGCGGCACUGUCGCUAGCAUGCUGCAGUUAGCGACAUGCUAAAGUUAACCGCUGGGUACAACGUGAACAACAUUUUACUGAGUAUUUAAUGCUUGAGACAAGUUUCUCUUUACAGUUAGCUAACAAUGAAGUGUCACUAUGAAAUAUUGGGUGUGAAACGAGAUGCAGGAGACGAUGACUUGAAGAAAUCUUAUCGUAAAUUAGCAUUGAAAUGGCAUCCAGAUAAAAAUUUGGACAAUGCUGAAGAGGCAGCGGAGCACUUCAAGCUGAUUCAGGCAGCUUAUGAUGUCCUGAGUGAUCCGCAGGAGAGAGCUUGGUAUGACAACCACAGGGACGCUCUGCUGAAAGGAGGACUGAGUGGAGAUUAUGAAGAUGACAGCAUUGACCUGCUGCAGUACUUCACAGUCACCUGCUACUCUGGCUUUGGAGAUGACGAGAAGGGCUUUUACACAGUUUACAGGAAUCUCUUUGAGUCCAUUGUUAAGGAGGAGAAGGAGCAUGGCAGGGUGGAAGAGGAGGAAGAGGAGGAGGAGUUUCCUCCCUUUGGAGACUCGCAGAGUGACUACGAUACCGUAGUGCAUGUGUUUUACGGCUACUGGCAGAGUUUCUGCACACGUAAAAACUUUGCCUGGAAGGAGGAGUAUGAUACCAGGCAGGCCUCCAACCGCUGGGAGAAAAGGGCCAUGGAGAAGGAGAACAAGAAGACCAGAGAGAAAGCUCGAAAGGAGCGCAACGAGCUUGUGCGACAACUCGUGGCUUUUGUUCGCAAGCGAGACCGCCGUGUGCAGGCCCACAAGAAGCUGGUGGAGGAGCAGAACGCUGAGAAGAUCAAGAAGGUGGAGGAGCUGAGGCGCAAACAGAAGCUUAGCCAGGCCAAACUGGCAGAGGAGUACAGGGAGCAGAGCUGGGCGGCUAUGUCUGAACUAGAGAAGGAGCUGCAGCAGAUAGAGGCUCAGUAUGGAGAGGAGUUUGGAGACGCAUCAGAGAGUGAGGAGGAAGAGCUGGAAAUGGACGGACGGGAGAAGAACAGUGAAGAGGGAGGAGAUGCAGAGCAGCCUGAUGGCGACGAACUGACAAUUGACUAUUAUGAUGAUCUGUACUGCCCAGCCUGUGACAAAUCCUUCAAAUCGGAUAAAGCUAUGAAAAACCAUGAAAAAUCCAAAAAGCACCGGGAGAUGGUGGCUUUGUUGCGGCAACAACUAGUGGAAGAAGAGGUUUCACUUGGUUUGAACCUGGACGGAAGAGAGGAGGAAAAUGAGCAGGAAGAGGAGGAGGAGGAGGAGGAAGACAAGCCGAGGCAAAAGCUGUCCAAAAAGCAAAAGAAGAAAAAGAAACAGCAGAAAGUAGUACAUCAGAGUGCUCCGGAGGAGGAAGAGGAGGAGGAGGCGGCAAAACCAACGCUGACGACCUGCGGGGAAGAUGCCCCUGAGAAGUCAGCAGACCCUGCAGAGCCCGAGAAGCAGGAUGAUCGUCCUCCCACAGAAGUCAAGAGCAGCUCUGGGAAGACAAAAGGAAAGAAGGGAGGAGGAAAAGACAAGCCAAAAAAUGUCAAGUCAAACACAGGAGGAGAGCAGUUUUCUGAGAAGGAAGUGAACCUCUGCUGUGUGACCUGUAACAACGAGUUCCCCACACGAAACAAGUUGUUUGACCAUCUGAAGACGAGCGGCCACGCCUCCGCUCUCUCCUCAAACGUUGCUCACAGCUCCGUGAGCAAGAGCAAAAAAGACAAGAAGAAGAACAGAUAACAAAUCUUUCAUGGGCUGAUGAACCUGACCAACUUUUACUCAGCGGGGACACAGGAAACGACGCUCUGAGACCUAAGAUACACCAGAAAAAGCCUUUGAAAGUGGACUUUAAUAAACUUGGUUGGCUGACUGAGAGCGGAUUGUUUUUUAAAGUUACACAAUCAUGUUCGGUGAGAUUGUUGUGUAUUUGUGAGAGAUUAAGACUUAAGACUGCAGUUAUGAGUCUUCCAAAUUGGAAUGAUUGAAACUUUGCGCAGUGUUUCUGUACUGAUAAACCGGUAGAAAAAUAGGACAUGCCUUUAUCCCUAUUAACAGAUCCUUUACUGUUUCAGAAAUUGUCUCUUGGUUUGUCAUGAAGAGCUCAGUAGUGGUAUUUCUGCAUCAUAAAAAUAAGUGAUACUGCACGCUGAUAUUUAUACCAACACUCUGGAAUGAUUUGCAUUAACAAUAAACAACUGUCUGUUGUAUGUCUGGACAAAA
Micropterus dolomieu (smallmouth bass) is the source of this 2417-nucleotide messenger RNA. RefSeq names its product DnaJ heat shock protein family (Hsp40) member C21 (gene dnajc21). Gene Ontology annotation, cellular component: cytoplasm. Lineage: Eukaryota; Metazoa; Chordata; Actinopteri; Centrarchiformes; Centrarchidae. The record is from RefSeq and is a predicted model, not a curated record. The coding region runs from base 318 to 1937 and encodes 539 amino acids. Gene Ontology annotation, molecular function: nucleic acid binding; zinc ion binding. The transcript has 12 exons.